GAUUCUAUGCACAAAAAAUAGGCUAAAACGAACGAGCGAAAAGUUCUCUGACGGACAGUUUCGUUUUCGAGAAAAUUUGGCCCGAACUAUAGACAUAUGUAGAUUUUCUAUUUUACCGCCGUUUGAAAACUUGAAUAAUAUUCGUUUGUUAUUUCUUAUGUCAGUUGCCGGCACGUAGCCAGUAAAGUGGGAUGGGAUUUGGAAUCUAGGCAGCGUGGAUUCUGUGGUGUGUGGUUCUCUGUGACGAAAUGACGGCGAUUCAGUUCGUUCCAAUUAAAGACAUUUAAAAAUUAGUUCCUCGGUUGAGAUACUCAACUAUCAUUAAUAUCCGAUUACACGAUAAUUUUUUUAGAUUCUUACAAGAUGGUUAUAGACAACUUAUGUCGAAAUGUUCCGAAAGAAUAUAAUCGUCCCUCGAAUAACCCUAUUGCGGAGUUCUUAAGCGGCCUGCCGUCAUAUAAUCCAAGCAAUUUUACUAAGUGUAGUGAAGAUAGUGGGAACAGAAUUUGUAUAAAAAAGCCUUCAGUUUACCUUCCCACUAGAGAUUACGCUUCAGAACAAAUUAUAGUCACAGAGAAAACAACCAUACUAUUGAGGUACCUUCACCAACACUGGGACAAAAAUUUUAUUACAUUUUUCAGCAACCUGACAGAAAACGAGAUUAUGUAUCCGCAAAUGGCGAUUCUGAGGAUGAUCCUUCUACGCAUAACAAGAGACCACGACUAGAUAACACCGUUUAAAAUAUUCUACACAAUUCUAAUUUUCAAUUAUUUUCUAAGCUAAACAUUUCCAUUAUUCACUAAACUUUGUGAUUUCUGAAUACUGCAGACAUAUCUACUAUUUAAACAAAUUAUUUCAACGCAUCGUUUUUAGACUCAUAUUUAGAGUAUCUUUUGUCAUGGACGUAAUUUGAAGCUUCAACAUUGAACGAUGACACUUUCUUAAAUUUUUGAAACUGGAUGGAGAACAAACGUUACGUUAAAUUUGCGUGUAAUUUUUUGUAUUAUAUCGUAUGCUUGGAAUUCAGUUGACUAGCACAUCAAAUAAUACAUAUGCUGCACAAUCUCUAAAAGUGACUAUGUGAAUCAUUAUUGACAAAUAUGUAUUAUAAUUUUAGGAAGGAGUAGUUUAAGAUGUGAUCAUGCGUCCAAGCAUUUACUUCGAAAUGACUUUAUAAACUCAUUUUAUGAUGUACGCA
Messenger RNA from Ceratina calcarata, 1198 nucleotides. Its product is annotated as DET1- and DDB1-associated protein 1. Bases 364 to 726 code for a protein of 120 amino acids. The record is from RefSeq and is a predicted model, not a curated record. NCBI's taxonomy places the organism in Eukaryota, Metazoa, Arthropoda, Insecta, Hymenoptera, Apidae. Gene Ontology annotation, cellular component: Cul4-RING E3 ubiquitin ligase complex. The transcript has 5 exons. Gene Ontology annotation, biological process: positive regulation of proteasomal ubiquitin-dependent protein catabolic process.